UAGGGCAGGGCAGGGCCAGGGAGGAAGGGAGGGAGAGGAGAAAGGAGGAGGGCUGCUCUCUCGGUCUCCGCCAUAGCCAUAAGCCAUAGCCAUGGCGCCCAUUGUGCCCGUAAGCUUGCGGUCGGCCUCGCCACCCCGCAUCUGGAAUGUCCACGACUCCAAACGUGCUCUUCUUGACGUCUCCGAUCACGGUCUCAAAAUUGCCUACAAAGGUCUUGGUAACUCUGAUACAGAUGCUGGGGCAAUUCGGGCAGAUAACCCCGCCCCUGAGAGUGAACCUCUGUAUUAUUUUGAGGUCACUAUAAUUAGCAGAGGCAGGAAUGGGUACAUUGGUGUGGGGUUGAGUUCACCUCAAGCUUCGCUCAGCAGAUUACCUGGGUUAGAAAGAAAUAGCUUCGGUUAUCAUGCCGACGAUGGCAACGCAUUUACUGGUUGUUGUACAUCAACCUUGAGCCACGAAGGCACCGCAUAUGGCCCCACAUUUGGGAAAGGAGAUGUCAUUGGGUGCAUCCUCAAUCAGAUGGACCACACAAUAUCGUACACUAAGAAUGGUGUCAACCUAGGAGUUGCCUUUAGGGAUGUGAAAGGUUUGAGUUUAUACCCAACUGUAGGACUCAGGACACCUGGUGAGAAAGUGGAAGCCAAUUUUGGUUCCAAACCGUUUAUCUUCGACCUUGAAAAUUUACAGAAGGCUCUCGAAAUGAAGACUUUGUGGACAAUUGAUGGCAUUGGAACACCUGACAAAAAUUCCAGACUCCACUCAUUGGUUGACUCGUAUCUUAUGCAUUAUGGAUAUAGUGAUACAGCUAGCGCAUUGAUUAGGGAAUCUGCUCUUGAAGGCAAGGUCAUCUCUGUCAAGGAAGCUGAGAGUAUGCAUCUUCGAAGAAAAAUACAGGAGGCAGUUCUGGAUGGCCGUAUCGAUGAGGCAAUUGAACAAACAAACUACAUUGCUCCCGAGGUUUUGCUAUCUCAACCAUCAGUGCUCUAUCGUUUGAAAUGUCAAAAAUUUAUUGAGAUGAUAAGGGGUGGUGAUGAUGAAGCAACUAUGACUUUUGGUCGCACUGAACUGUCUGAGCUCGAUGCUGAAUCCGAGGAGGACAAACAACAUUAUCGGGAAGUUAUUUCACUGCUAGCAUAUCCGCAUCCAGAAAUCAGCCCCCUGAGACACUUGAUUCAGCCCUCUCGGCGGGAGGCAGUUGCCGACUCUUUAAAUCAAGCUAUCUUGGUUGCUCAGGGCAAGCCUGCAUUGCCUGCACUUGAGAUGUUGCAUAAACAAUUGGCAGUAACCAAAGAAGUACUUUCGCAGCGAUCGCCUGGCUCGGCCUCUAUGAUCGACGCCUAUGAGGAGUUUCAUGGACUUUCAUAUAUACUAGAUAGGUGAUGCUUAGAAAAGUACUUCGGGGUUGAAGAUUGGGAACUCUGUACCUCUCAAAACAGAAGAUCUGGUAGUUAUGAUGAUCACGGCAGGAAGGCUGUAUGCAUACAGCUACUUUCGACUACUGGUUGCGAGAAAUGAGUUAGAUUGUAAUCAGCCAUCUUAUAUUCUGUAUCUUCGCUGCAGAGUGUCUGACCAUGCAUUAACAGACAUUCUACAGAUCAUCUCGUCACUAACCGUGUUGUCGUUUUUUAUGUGUACUCCACACUUCUGGAGAAGUAAAAUGUUUGAGCCUAACAGUGUAA
Physcomitrium patens is the source of this 1680-nucleotide messenger RNA. RefSeq lists its product as uncharacterized. Lineage: Eukaryota; Viridiplantae; Streptophyta; Bryopsida; Funariales; Funariaceae. The record is from RefSeq and is a predicted model, not a curated record. Gene Ontology annotation, molecular function: protein binding.